UCAUCAGGCAUCAGUCAUGUUUUGUUUAUUUUCUCAUGAAUGAAACUGUAGUUUAAUAAAAGCCAAAUAUGAAGGAAAUAUCAUGUUCUAAGACUUCAAUAGCACUGCUUGUUUUGUUUGUCGCUAAAGGUCUGGCAGAAUUAGAAGUAGAGACCAACGUCCCCAACGGUCAAGAAGUUCAAGAUACCGACCAUAACGAUGUACCAAAUGUGGACGAAUCUGAAUCCCUCCUUUCCAACGUCGUGUCUGAUGUGAACAAAACCUUGACCAACCUGUACAACCACGUCACAUCGGCAAAUGUGACCAUCGACAACACGACAAUAUCGGCCAAUGAGACUAGGAAACUUGUGAAAUGUAGAGACUACUAUGAUGAACUAAGGACUACUGAAUUUGAACCAACAGUGGAAAUCAUCAAUGGAACUCAAUUAGCUAAGCUUUUACAGGUCAAACCUGAUAUCACCAGCAGAGACAAAGAAGCAGAUUGCAUCCUAGUCAUGUUCUACACCAGGGCUUGUCCGUUCAGUGCCCACGCAGCCCCACACUUCAAUGCCCUGGCUCGAGCAUACCCUGUUGUGAAAAUGGUGGCAUUAGAUGCAUUGAAAUACCAUGGAAUCAAUGCACAGUAUGGAAUAGUUGGUGUGCCAACACUGAAAAUGUUCCACAAUGGACGGCCGGUGGGGAAAUUCAAUGGAACUGAGUACAACAUUAAUUCUUUUAGUAAGUUCAUGCACACCAUCACUGGGCUCUACCCGCAGAGCCUUGUGGUCACGUCCAAGGACUUCCAGGGACCAGUGUCAAGUGUUGUAGAGAAGGAAACAGACUACUUCCUUGUGUUGUCAUGGUUGUUUAUCAUUGUGUGUGCUGUUUACUACUUCAUGGAGUCCAAGUGGUGGAAGAUGAUAGUGGAAAUGAUCCAAAACAACUGGAGAGAGUCUGAGGCACAACAUGAGCAUAAUGAAUAAAAUUGUAAUUAUUUAAGUAUUUAAUUAUAGGUGAAAAUAAUAAAUUUAUAACAAAUCAA
Messenger RNA from Plutella xylostella (diamondback moth), 1021 nucleotides. RefSeq names its product thioredoxin domain-containing protein bug (gene bug). Gene Ontology annotation, cellular component: cilium. NCBI's taxonomy places the organism in Eukaryota, Metazoa, Arthropoda, Insecta, Lepidoptera, Plutellidae. Gene Ontology annotation, biological process: cilium assembly. The record is from RefSeq and is a predicted model, not a curated record.